Hypanus sabinus (Atlantic stingray) is the source of this 3974-nucleotide messenger RNA. Its product is annotated as plectin-like. The record is from RefSeq and is a predicted model, not a curated record. The transcript is spliced from 3 exons. NCBI's taxonomy places the organism in Eukaryota, Metazoa, Chordata, Chondrichthyes, Myliobatiformes, Dasyatidae. The coding region runs from base 1970 to 3547 and encodes 525 amino acids.
UGGCUCCUCCCACGGACCCCAGUAUAAAGGCAAUUGGGGACACCGCCCUGGCCAGAGUCUCCAGGAUGCAGUGUGGUGGUCAAUUGCUGCUUGUUCUUUCUUCCAGCCAAUAAAAGCGUAUAUCUCGCCUCACGUCUCCAAGAGUUAUUAAUGGUGCAUCAGAAGUAUCCUGACAUUGCAUUGCAGUCUGCUCUGAUGGUACCUGCAGACAGUGGUUGACAUAGCCCAAUCCACUAUCAGGUUGUCACUUCCUCCCACCCUGUCCAUCUUCAAGGAGAAAGUACCUCAGGGAGGCUAAUGGCAUUGUCAAGGAUAGCUGCCACCCUGGCCAUUCCAUGUCCUCUCUUCUACCUUCUGGGAGAAGACACAGAAGCUUGUAAGUCCAGACAAUCAAACUUAAGAACGGCUUCUUAGCCACUGCUAUCAGGCUUUUGAGUGAAUCUCCACCUAAUCAGACCUUUCCCAAGUCGCUGCCACAUUCUGUUAUUCUUAGUUACUCCAUUAUUUUCACUCUGGUGUUUCUUUUUGCUUGGAUUUUGAUUCCACUACUUCCUAUACACCAUUCUGGUGUUUUGCACGCAAUAUUGUAUUUAAUGUCUCCUUAAGUUAUUACCACAUACACUGUUUACUUCAUGCGAUUAAGGAAUUUCCCUGGUGUACAAGACAAUAAACUAACGAAUCUAAAUCUGAAAGUGGAUGAAGAUUUUAGGUGAGCAGUGAACAGGUUUGCAGUGAACUAUCUGUUUGACAUUCUGCGUGAAUUUUAAAGCGAGAACUGCUCUGCCUGGUGAUUUUAUGUUUAUAAACUAUUCUAGUUGAGGAUCACAGUGAGGUUGCUCAUAUUAAGUAAAAUCAAAGCGACUUUGUACAUAGCAGUUCACAACACAGUACAAAAAUAUUUAGAUCCAAGGCAAAACACAUCUGGAACCUAAAGCCAACCAUAUCAAUUCCACAGUCCAUCCUGCAGAAUCAAAUAAUUCCCCUUCAAACCACACCAACUACACAGUUCAGAGGAUUAUGCAAAUCUCAUGAUAGUUUACAUUCCUGUUAUUCUCAACCGAAGCCUCCAGCACACAAACACACAACGUGACCUCAAUUUAGCAAUGCAGCUUUUAGAAAAUAAUUAAAAAAUGUUCCUCGAGGUCAGGAUCAAAUGCUCAAACCUUGGCUGCCAAUCUGCAUUAAUGCUUUUUAUACCUGCAAACAUCCUCGCCAGAUGAUCCUAUUAUACAAGUAAAUGAAUCACUAAUCCACAAGCUUCCAGAGAUCAUGGGCACAAAUGAGUAACGAUGGGUGUACUGGGGUUCAUUGGGAACUAAGCUUUUAUUCAAUGCAACAGAGAUAUUCCUGUCUUGGAAUAUAUCAGACAUUACCUAAGCAAAAGAAACUGAGGACAAGCACAUGUACGUAUAAAGCAGGUUUCAGAUCAUUUGCACAUCUAAAUAAUUGGUCAUUCAGAAACAGAACCUGGUUUAACAUUACCAGCAUUUGUCAUGAAAUUUUUUAACUUUGUGGCAGUGGUACAAAGUAAUACAGGAUAGUAGGAAAAAAAACAAUUACAGCCAUUACAUAUUUAUGUGUAUAUUAAAUAGUUAAGUUAAAAUAAGUGGUGCAAUAAUAGAAAUAAAAUUUAAAAAGUAGUAGGAUAGUGUUAAUGGAUUCAACGUCCAUUUCGAAAUCGGUUGGUAGAGGGGAGGAAGACAGUGCCACUGGGAAGAGAAACAGUGUCAAAACUUUUAAAGUCACAUCAUUGGAACAACAUUCAGAAUGUUUUGAUUGAGUGUUUUGAUCGUAAUUGAGAAGUUUUCACCAUAUGUUAAUGUGAAGAGUGAACAGUAAAUGGUUAAUCUUACUGCGAUCUGGUUUUCAUUGGCUGUGGUUUAUCCGGACGUUAAAUUCAGCGUUCGUUACACCCGAAGGAGAACGUUACAGUGAAAAAGCGGCAUUAUCAGGUGUUUCAAGUGCUGCAAUGUCAGCUCAAUCCAGCAUUAAGUCGACGCCGCCCAGCGACAGGGGCAGUAAACCGACAUCAAGUAAGCCCACCCGGGCGUUAUCAGGUGUUCCAAGUGCUGCAAUGUCAGCUCGAUCCGGGAUCAAGUCGAUGGCACCCAGCGACAAGGGCAGUAAACCGACAUCAAGUAAGUCCACACAGGCAAGAGCCAAGGCAGAAGCCGCCAAGGUGCGACUGCAUUACGCCAAACAAGAAGCAGUUUUGAAAAUGAAACUGGCCACCAGAGAAGCCGAAAUCCAGAAAGAAAGGGCCGCCAGAGAAGCCGAAAGGGCCGCCAGACAAAGAGAAGAGGCUGCCAGAGAAGCCGAAGAGGCCGCCAGACAAAGAGAAGAGGCUGCCAGAGAAGCCGUAAUCCAGAAAGAAAGGGCCGCCAGAGAAGCCGAAGAGGCUGCCAGACAAAGAGAAGAGGCCGCCAGAGAAGCCGAAACCCAGUUGGAAAUGGCAAAAAUAUCGACAGAGUUGCAAAUGCUGCAGCUAGAAAGAGAAGAAGAAGCUGCCAUGGCAGAAGCAAAGUACAUAAAAGAAGCUGAAGGGUCGCGUGAUCUGACCGAAGCAAGAUCUACUUUAGAAAGGACCAGACUGGAGCGCACAAGCGACUAUGUACAAUCUCAAAUAGACAGGCAGGCUCGUCCCCCCUCUCCAUACGUAUUCGAUAACUUCCCCAGCUACGAGGAACCUCAGAGAGUCACGAUUGCAUCACAUCCAUACGAGGAAGGAAAUUUACCCUCACGGCUCCGUGAUGAAGUCAAGAAUGAAAGAACCGACAACGCUCCUUCACCCCCACAACAGGACGGCGGGGAGGGAGAGGUUCACUCCAGGACAACAAUUGUCAGCUCGAACUGUACAGAAGUUUGCGGUCAAACUCAGUCAAGCCAUUCUUGUUCCAAGAUAUGCCUCACUAAGGUGUACCCUAAAGAAGCACAACAAGACAUUACCAAGCGUAAAGUAACCGACGAGACGCUAGGUCAGUCAGUUUUCGUUCAAACCGAGCACGGAAACAAACUUGCACAAUCAGCUCAAGAUACCAUUUCUUUAAAACCCAAAGACACCAAGGUCUUCAGAGAUGAAGCAAAUAAUGGGGUUGCCCCAUUGCCUUUCAGAGAACCACGCCAGCGCUCACCAGAUAACAAAGAGCAGGCAGUCAAACGGUUCACGUCCUUACGGAAAACCCAGAAAAGGAAACCUGCGAUGCAGCAACGCACCCGAUUGGCCCACGAGGUACUGUGCACCCUAAUGGCAGAGGUCACAGCCAUUAUAAACGCACAAUCAUUCCUACCUGUGUCUUCUGACCCAGAAAACCCCUUUAUACUUUUGCCAUCAACGCUCCUUACGCAGAAGGCAGGAGCACCUCCUCCACCAGGAGACUUCUCAGACAAGGAUUUGUACACAAAGCAAUGGAGACAAGUCCAGGCUCUGGCAAAUCAGUUCUGGCCUCGCUGGAGACAAAAAUAUCUACCUUUGUUGCAACAGAGACAAAAGUGGACAGAACCCCACAGGAAUCUGGCCAACGGCCAGAAUCACUGCUACAUUCCCUAGCGGGGAUGGACAUGUCAGGAAGAUCGAAUUGAAGACUACCGACCAAGGCGAUGUGAAAAUUUACCAAAGGCCAGUUACAGAAGUUAUUCUACCUCUACCCAAUGACUGAUUAAGAGAUUAAGUUUGUACUCUGCUCAUUGUGACCUUACGAAGGUCAAGCGGGGAGUGUGCUGUCUUUACGACAGUUAUUUAGUUUAUAAUAUUUUCGCUUAGUAGUUCAUUCAAUAGUAUUUUCUAGUUAGAAUUAGAAGUGUUUAAAGUGUAUUCAUUGCAUGUAAAAUAUAUCGGCAUGUGAUGACGUCACAUCCGGUUUCGCCGCGUCUUGUGGGAAAACACCGGUUUGAAAUUAGCGCGAGGGUGGGGGCUUUCCACGAGGCUCACCGGAGCAGAAGUUGUUUUGCAGGCAUGAGAAAUCACAGUGAGAGCA